Priapulus caudatus is the source of this 1060-nucleotide messenger RNA. RefSeq lists its product as uncharacterized. The transcript is spliced from 7 exons. The record is from RefSeq and is a predicted model, not a curated record. Lineage: Eukaryota; Metazoa; Priapulida; Priapulimorpha; Priapulimorphida; Priapulidae. The annotation marks the transcript as partial.
AUGGAGAAGAUGCUUCCUCCUUUUGCUGGGCCGAGUAGUGAGUUGACUAAGUUUGUUGGUGGCCUCAAGGACGAUCCCGAGGUGUUGGAUAAACCGGUAAAGGCCUUAGCUAAAGGCCUAACACGAAGUGAAGAACCGACGAAAGUCCGACACUUAAAGGCAUGGUUCUUUGGGCAUAACCAGAUAGCAAAACAAGAGGUGGAUGAGGAAUUAGUUGCGUUCCUCCAGAGUGCUAUGUCUACAGACAGGUUGCGAUGGAAACUAGAUAGCAGGGGUGUGAAAGGUAUAUUCGUCGGAUAUGACAAGGGUAGCCCUGCGUACCUGGUUUACAUGCCUAUACUUGAGAAUAAGAAGGAUUGCAUCCAUUUAGCUGUCCCUACCACAGAGGUCAGCUCUGAUGAAGAGCCGAUUCCAUUGAAGCGAACGGUUAGGAAGAAAACAUUCAGUGACUGCGUAACAGAAUCGAUGGAAGCAAGCGGAGGCUCGACUUCAUCGGAGCAAUCCGAUCCACAAGAAAUCCUCAGCAUGCUUCCUUCUGAAUCGACAUUAGAACCACUGCAAGAAAGUGCUGAGUUAACCUCUCCUCCAGCAAAAAAGAGAAAGCAGCUGGUACCAAAGAAAGCUUUAUUGGGAAAGCCCAUGUCCCAGACAAGCACCUCAGGCAGCGCCACACAGAAGAGCCCGGCCAGUACCCGAAGAUCUACUGCGUUUCCGAUGUCGGAUGCAAAGUUUCAAAGAAAAGUCCUCUACAUGCUGAGUGAAAUCCGCAGCGUGAUGAAGAACGUUAAAAGUCAUGAGGACCCAGAGGAGCCAGAGUUUCACGUUGAGCAAGUCUCAACACUCGAGGCACUGAUGCAAUGGGAGAAAGAAUUGAAAACGCCCGAGAAUCGACAGUUGGUGAUAUCCCAACUCUCGAGAAUUGGUGGGGUGAGCCUCAGAGACAAUGUCAAUAAGGUGUUACACAGAAUAAUGAGCAACAAAGUUGUGGCCCAAAUAAACAUGAAAGGAGCAAAAGGGAAACUGGCGCUUGCUGGAACAGAAUUGUUUUCCAUAGUAACAG